Colletotrichum truncatum is the source of this 1881-nucleotide messenger RNA. NCBI's taxonomy places the organism in Eukaryota, Fungi, Ascomycota, Sordariomycetes, Glomerellales, Glomerellaceae. The record is from RefSeq and is a predicted model, not a curated record.
AUGAACCUGUAUCAACCGGAGCCUUGCACCAACAAGUGGUGUAUUACACGCAUAGAACAAUUAGAGGCACGUAUCAAAGGCCUGUCCUGCGCAUUGCAAGCGGCUACCGCAUCACGUCCAAAUCAGCCAAGCAAUCGCAGUUCCUAUUGUACCGAACUGCAACCGCUCUCCCCGAACUCGUCCCGCUCACGACACGGUGUCUCCCGUCGUACUGGUCUCGCACUAACGUCUCCUCCGAUUAGCGGGUCUCCAUCAUCGAUCAAUAUCGAAGUAGUGACAGUAGCAAACUACGCUGCGCCCAUACCGAUCCCGCCGCCGACCGCAAGAAAGCCAUGUACACAAGUCCAAAAGUUUCUGGGUGAACUUCCCCGAGACGAACAAGAAUGGCAGAAGAUAAGGAAGCGCACGGGUCUGAUGGACGCAGAGGGCAUACGGAAUGCCUUCAGCGACAUCAUGUCGACUAGUUUUCAAGCGGAAUAUUAUGAGCCUCGGCCAUCACUGCGGUCGCACCUAUUUCGAAGUCCCGUAGGUACAGCAACGCGAGAUAGGGAUGAUAACAACGAGCAACUUAAUACCUUUUCUGAGUUUAGAACACUGGUAUUCGUGGGGGAGUGCUGCGUUGCGCUCAAACGUGGUGCCACAACGGAGCAUGUCAACAAUGUCAUGCGACAGGUCUACUUUUCUCAGACGAUCGAACCCCAAACACUGCAGAAAUACCGCCAAGUGCCGGCGAGGAUUACAAAGCAAAUGGGCCACCUAUAUGAGCACCUGUAUCCAAAUAAUAAACACCGAGCAUUUGAGUUAUUUCUCCAUGCUAAGAUGAGCGUAUCAAACUACGAUAAAUUGUCAAGAGCUGAUCCCGCUGACUUGCUUGCGAAAAUCAAGUCAAUAAUAACGUCUGACACUGAGCUCGACGCGCCUGUGCAUGAGCUUCACGCCUCUCUUCCUUUCUAUUUGCCCUUUGUCAUAUGGGCUCGUAUAUUUCUUCAGCAUGGUAAAGACACUUUCGAUGAAGUCAACGAAGUCUUUCAGGUGGAAAACUUUACCAAAGCCGACUUCCACGGAUGGCUUCGAUUCUCACGAUUAACCCCGAUGAACAUCGAUGGGGGGGAGGAAGGUGCUGCUGCGGGGGGCUCCAGGACGCGUUUGUUGCACCUACCGUUCCUGAAUCAACACGAUCAGCAAGCGCCGUUACCAACCACAGGAUCGAAACCAGCAACUUCCUCUUCCGCUGUGCAACUCAGUGACCAACAAAUAAUGGACAACCUAGUAACUGGAACUUGCUUGUCCUCAAGUGACAUCUGUUAUAGUCACCCUCCAUCCCAAACCAUUGACGACGGAUUUGGAGGCGAACCGGAUCCUGUUGAGGCAUAUCAAGUGAAUGCUUCGUUUUCUGGCAACCUUUCGCCCAACGGCACAAGCCAAGCCACUUCUAUCCAUGAGCAGCAACCCAUGGUGACAAGGCAUUGGGAAGCGAACAGAGAGAACACAACCUCACAGUUCGUACAGCCAGCUUGCAGCGGCGCACUUCCUUCAAAUCACAACCACCAGGUUGGCUCUCAUGCACCCCAGGCGGGCAUCAACACCGGCGUCAACAUCGUUCCUGGAAGCUACCAUGAGCAGCAAUCCAAGGCAUGCUGGUGGAUGCCAUCUUUUGAGCAGUACGAGCUGGCCACGUCGACAGGCAUGGUCUAUCCUGAUCAGAUGGGUUCGCCGCCCUGGCGAGGGCACUCAGACAUGAUGCCAUCUUCCGACAUCAUGCUGAUCGGAACCGAACCGUUCCAACACUCUUCUCGGCUUUGUGUUCCACACAAUGAUCCCUACAAACGCGAUUGCGAGUCGUUGGAGUACAAGCACAUGAGAAUGAGAUGUGUACUAUAA